This is a messenger RNA of Mollisia scopiformis, 1158 nucleotides long. Its product is annotated as MFS general substrate transporter. Gene Ontology annotation, molecular function: transmembrane transporter activity. The record is from RefSeq and is a predicted model, not a curated record. NCBI's taxonomy places the organism in Eukaryota, Fungi, Ascomycota, Leotiomycetes, Helotiales, Mollisiaceae. The coding region runs from base 1 to 1158 and encodes 385 amino acids. The transcript is spliced from 2 exons. Gene Ontology annotation, biological process: transmembrane transport. Gene Ontology annotation, cellular component: fungal-type vacuole membrane.
AUGGGACAUCUCCUGAACGUCAAUUGUUGGGGGUAUAUAAAUUCCUAUGGUAUCUUCCAAGCCUACUACCAAGAGACUCUCAAUCUCCCCGCAUCUACAGUAUCAUGGACGGGCAGUGUUCAGAUUUUCUUCUUAAUGUUCAUUGGAGCAUUUUCUGGGCGAGCUCUCGAUGCAGGUUUCUACCGCCACACUUUGAUCGCCGGAUGCUUUCUUCAACUUCUAGGAAUCUUCUCAGUCUCGUUCGCAACUCAGUACUGGCAAAUCUUCCUUUCUCAAGGUAUUUGUCAAGGCUUGGGGACAGGACUUAUCUUCUGCCCUACGAUAAGUCUUGUCUCGACUUACUUCCAACGACGACGUAUGUUCGCAAUAUCGCUAGUUGCUUGCGGAGGAGGCACUGGUGGAAUCAUCUUUCCCCUUCUAGCUCAGAAACUGCUUCCGAGAAUCGGAUUUCCAUGGACGAUUCGAAUCAUGGGAUUUGUGGUCCUGUUCAACGUCAUUAUGGUCAUAACACUUGCUAGAACACGACUACCGCCACGACCAUCUGGACCGUUCUUGGAGAAAGCUGCCUUCAAGGAGAUGCCAUACCUAUUGUACACUAUUGGCACAUUUUUUGUGCUUUGGCCAGUGUAUUAUGCUUAUGGUUAUAUCAACAUCUUCGCAACAAGUAUAAUCCACACGACCUCGUCAACCAGCCUCACCAUCCUCUUAAUAUUCAACGCCGUCGGUAUUCCGGGUCGUAUUAUCCCAGCUCUUCUAGCAGAUCGCAUCAUCGGUCCUUUAAACACAUUCAUCCUCCUCAGUAUUAUCUGUGCCUUCCUCAUAUACGUUUGGCUAGCAGUCUCCUCCUUUGGUGGCCUCGUUACAUUCGUAGUAAUCUACGGAUUUAUGAACGCUGGCGUGCAAGCAAUAUUCCUGGGCAGUGUGUCUAGCUUGACCAAGGAUUUGAGUAAGAUGGGAACAAGGGUGGGCAUGGUGCUUAGCGUUGUAGCUUUCGCUUGCUUUACUGGUGGUCCCAUUGCGGGCGCGUUGAUUGAUAGGAUGGGAGGAGAGUUUGUUGGGGUUUGUAUAUUUGGAGGAACGUGUAUGGCUCUUGGGUCAACGAUCUUGAUUGGUGCUAGAGUGUCAGAAACGGGGUGGAUUUGGGGAAGAAAAGUGUAG